GGCGGACGUCUGUGAAGAUUCACACUUCUGCGUUCAUGGUUAAUUUUACUUUUUUUUUCCAAAAUGCCAUCGUUUGGUCAGAUUAUCAUAGGGCCACCGGGCUCUGGAAAAAGCACAUUUUGUGCUGGGAUGAGCGAAUUUUUAACAAACUUGGGUCGAAAAGUGGCUGUUGUCAAUCUCGAUCCUGCGAACGAUUCGCUGGGCUAUAAAUGUGCCAUAGACAUUUCCACUCUCAUCACUCUCGAUGACGUGAUGGAGAAUCUUAAGCUUGGUCCAAAUGGUGGGCUUAUCUAUUGCAUCGAAUAUCUCGAAAAAAAUCUUGACUGGCUGGAGAGAAAGCUGAAAGAUCUUAAAGGAUAUUACUUCUUGUUCGACUGCCCAGGCCAAGUUGAAUUGUACACUCAUCAUACAUCUGUGAGAAAUGUAGUCAGGCAGCUUGAAAAGUGGGACUUCAGACUGGCUGCAGUCCAUCUUGUUGAUUCACAUCAUUGUAGCGAUCCAACAAAGUUUAUUUCUGUUCUUCUUACAUCCUUGUCGACCAUGAUUCAUGUUGAGCUUCCUCAUGUGAAUGUCCUGUCCAAGAUUGAUCUGGUAGAACACUAUGGAAAACUAGCAUUCAAUUUAGACUUUUACACAGAUGUUUUGGAUCUGAAUUUUCUCCUGGAUCACAUCAAGGAUGAUCCAUUUACUCAAAAGUACAAAAAGCUGAAUGAAGCAUUAGUGGGUUUAGUUGAGGAUUAUGGCCUGGUGUCUUUUAAAACACUAGAUAUACAGUCAAAAGAGAGUAUGCAUCAGGUGACCAAAUCUAUUGAUCAGGCUAACGGUUAUGCUUUUGGUGAACUGGAGGAUGACCGAGGGAACUUCAGUCAGCUGAUGUCUUCUGCUGUAGGAACAGAUUUUGAAUUUUUUAGGACAGCAGCAAUUCAAGAGAAGUACAUGAAAGACGGGGACGAAAACACCUAGAACAAUAAUCGCCCGGUAGUGUUUAUUAAGGACAUUUGUCGCGCUUUGGAUGUGAACGGACUCGAUGUGGUGUAACGAAAAGAUGACGGCAAGACCUUGAAUCGCCAAGAUGUUUCUUUGCAACAAGAUCUAGUUUAAAGGAAGUGGUGACACGCCGUUAACCCCUAGCGUCUAAUUUCUCAUUCUAAACAUUAGAGUCACGAGAAGAAAGAAAAUGAUCACAAACUAAAGAAGCCCUUGAUUGUUCUACAAAUUCUCCUUGUCAGCACCUUAGGAAAUGUAUAGAGAACAGUAUGGAGAAUAUACAUACUGACGUUAAGCACACCGAGGGUAAAGGUGCCAGUAAAGACUUGACUGCUCACCAUAUUAUGUGGUCCUCUAGCACUGUGCAGAGUUUAUCACAGACUCCUAGGCAAAUUAGUUAAUAUUUAUAUAAGUAGUGCGGAGAGCCGAUGUUUUGUAGAACGCGUAUUAGCACUGACAGCUAAACGUCACAAAGGUGGAAAAAUUCGUCUUCGAAGCCAUUUCUUUUUUCCAUUUGUUUCUAUUACCUAGUAAUUAGAAGUGGACUUUGAAGAUUAGCGUAGACAUGGGACGGGAAUGACUAGCCAUUAUUGAGUAUCUAGUAGAUUCUUCGGAUCCGCGUGUUUUCGCAUACCUGAAUUCUAAGAUUUGUUUCUCAAGGACUUAAAUUGUAGCACCCCUGGUCUAUCCUUCUCCUUGCCACUCUAAGGAGUAUAAACCAUCAACAACCUUCCUAAUGAAACCACUCCAAGCUCUAUAGGUGUUGAUUGUAGUUUAUUUUUUUAUGUUAAAUACGACCGUUUUUAUCUCGAUAAAGGAUAACGAGAGACAAAACUUCA
Molecule: messenger RNA, 1826 nt
Organism: Stylophora pistillata
Lineage: Eukaryota; Metazoa; Cnidaria; Anthozoa; Scleractinia; Pocilloporidae
Product: GPN-loop GTPase 2
Cellular component (GO): cytoplasm
Molecular function (GO): GTPase activity
Source: RefSeq, a predicted model, not a curated record